Oryza brachyantha (malo sina) is the source of this 3010-nucleotide messenger RNA. RefSeq names its product FT-interacting protein 7. The coding region runs from base 423 to 2747 and encodes 774 amino acids. NCBI's taxonomy places the organism in Eukaryota, Viridiplantae, Streptophyta, Magnoliopsida, Poales, Poaceae. The transcript is spliced from 4 exons. The record is from RefSeq and is a predicted model, not a curated record.
AAAACCCUGCGGAAAAUCUCCUCUCUCUCAUCCUUUCUUCUCCUUCCCCCACCGCCGCCGAAGCUUCCGGUUGUUGUGGUUCUUCCUCCUCCUCCUCGAACCCUCGGGAGAGAUCGCGGCUCGAGCGGUGGAGGAGGUGGCGGCGGUUGCUAGAUCUCCGGCGUGAGAUGGACUGGAAGUCGAUGGGCGUGGAUCGCGGGCGGUGAUGAUGUGUUCCAAUGAUUGGUGAUGUGGAGAUAGUGAGAUGGUUUUGCCUUCCGAGCAAGAUGAAGAUAAUGCUUGUGAGAUGCUCUGCCGAGAGAUAUAUUACCUGACUAGUUAAUUCCAAGUUAUUGUAGCAUACCUCUUGCUGCUGGUUGGAUCGUUUCCUUUGAUCCUCGCUAGGACUGUAGGAGUUGGUUAGUUUAGGAACUUUAUUCAAGAUGAUGCAGAGGCCGUUCCGCCCGGAGGAGUACUCCUUGAAGGAGACUUCUCCGCACCUUGGUGGUGGAGCUGCGGGUGACAAGCUCACCACCACCUAUGACUUGGUUGAGCAGAUGCAGUAUCUUUAUGUCCGGGUUGUAAAAGCUAAGGACCUUCCAAGCAAGGACAUCACUGGAAGCUGUGACCCGUAUGUUGAGGUGAAGCUUGGGAAUUACAAGGGUACAACUCGGCAUUUCGAGAAGAAGACUAAUCCUGAGUGGAACCAGGUCUUUGCCUUCUCAAAGGAGCGCAUUCAGUCAUCAGUGGUGGAGAUCAUUGUCAAGGAUAAGGACUUUGUCAAGGAUGACUUUAUCGGGCGGGUUUGUUUUGACCUGAAUGAGGUCCCAAAACGUGUGCCACCAGACAGCCCAUUGGCUCCACAGUGGUAUCGUCUGGAAGAAAGGAAUGGGCACAAGGUGAAGGGAGAGUUGAUGUUAGCUGUUUGGAUGGGUACUCAAGCAGAUGAAGCAUUCCCUGAAGCUUGGCAUUCUGAUGCAGCGUCAAUCCCUGGAGAUGGACUUGCAAGUAUUAGAUCAAAAGUUUACCUUACUCCAAAGCUUUGGUAUCUCAGAGUCAAUAUCAUUGAGGCACAGGAUCUUAUUCCAAAUGACAGGACCAGAUUCCCUGAAGUUUAUGUCAAGGCAAUGCUAGGUAAUCAAGCUCUUAGAACCAGGGUGUCACCAAGCCGGACACUGAAUCCAAUGUGGAAUGAGGAUUUAAUGUUUGUUGCAGCGGAACCUUUUGAGGAACACCUGAUUUUGAGUGUGGAAGAUAGGAUUGCCCCAGGAAAGGAUGAUGUACUUGGAAGGACAAUCAUUUCUCUGCAGCAUGUACCUCGGAGGCUGGAUCACAAGUUGCUGAACAGCCAAUGGUACAAUCUCGAGAAGCAUAUAAUUGUUGAUGGUGAGCAGAAGAAAGAGACCAAAUUUUCAAGCCGCAUUCACUUGAGAAUAUGCCUCGAAGGUGGAUAUCAUGUCUUAGAUGAGUCAACACAUUACAGCAGCGACUUGAGGCCUACUGCCAAACAGUUAUGGAAGCAUAGCAUUGGCAUUCUUGAGUUGGGUAUAUUGACAGCACAGGGACUGUUGCCGAUGAAGACUAAGGAUGGGCGUGGCACAACUGAUGCUUAUUGUGUUGCUAAGUAUGGGCAGAAGUGGGUGCGGACAAGGACUAUCAUUGAUAGUUUCACUCCCAAGUGGAAUGAGCAGUAUACGUGGGAGGUGUAUGAUCCAUGCACUGUGAUCACUAUUGGUGUAUUUGACAAUUGCCACUUGAAUGGUGGGGAAAAGGCUAAUGGUGCCCGGGAUACCAGAAUCGGGAAGGUCCGCAUCCGCCUCUCAACACUAGAAACUGAUCGAGUGUAUACUCAUGCUUACCCUCUUAUUGUUCUGACACCUGCUGGUGUUAAGAAAAUGGGUGAGGUACAGCUUGCCGUCAGGUUCACAUGCUCAUCGCUACUGAACAUGAUGCAUCUUUAUUCACAACCAUUGCUGCCCAAGAUGCACUAUGUGCAUCCAUUGUCGGUGAUGCAGGUAGACAACCUAAGGCGCCAAGCCACCAACAUUGUAUCAACAAGGCUGAGCCGUGCCGAACCACCAUUACGGAAGGAAAUUGUGGAGUACAUGUUGGAUGUUGAUUCUCACAUGUGGAGCAUGCGAAAGAGCAAGGCAAACUUCUUCCGUAUCAUGGGUGUCCUGAGCCCUCUGAUUGCAGUGGCCAAGUGGUUUGAUCAGAUCUGCCAUUGGAGAAAUCCCCUGACCACUAUACUGAUCCAUGUUCUGUUUGUGAUAUUAGUCUUAUAUCCAGAGCUGAUACUGCCAACAAUCUUUCUCUACCUGUUCCUGAUUGGAGUGUGGUACUACCGGUGGCGCCCAAGGCAGCCACCUCACAUGGACACUCGCCUCUCGCAUGCAGAGAGCGCUCAUCCCGAUGAGCUUGAUGAAGAGUUUGACACAUUCCCUACUUCUCGCCCACCUGACAUUGUGAGGAUGCGGUAUGACCGGCUGAGGAGCGUUGCUGGGAGGAUACAGACUGUCGUCGGUGAUCUUGCAACACAGGGAGAAAGGCUGCAGUCCCUGCUGAGCUGGAGAGACCCUAGAGCCACGGCGCUCUUUGUGACCUUCUGCUUUGUUGCCGCCAUCGUGCUCUACGUGACUCCAUUCCGCGUCGUCGUCUUCCUCGCAGGUCUGUAUACCUUGAGACAUCCAAGGUUCCGCCACAAGAUGCCCUCCGUCCCCCUCAACUUCUUCAGGAGGCUCCCAGCAAGGACCGAUAGCAUGUUGUAAGCUCGACUGCCUCUUUUCUAUGCUAUAUCGAAGAUUCGAGUCCCAGUGGCUGCCCUUGCAGCUGAGCCGUGCCUUAGGUGAUGGCCGCAAUGCAUCUAAGAAUUGGAGAAAACCUGAACUCCUAUGUAUUCUCUUUUUGUAGUCUUUUCAGUUGCAUGGUUAUGUAUGUCUCCUUCAGAUGGUUUUGAACCUUUCAUGUAACUACUAAAUGCAUGAUGUGACUGGAUUUGCAUGUAUGGUGCCUGCGGAAAACUUGUUCUUGG